AUGGCACACGGCUGUUUUUACCGACUGGCCAAUAGUAACCAGUCAGCGUUGAAGUACCUGCCCCAAAUUGGGCUUGACGCGCAUGCAACUAUUCUCGCUACCAACUCGCGGACUCUCAUUACGCAGACCUUUAUAAACCCUUCUGCUACAGAGGCUAUCUCCGAAGUCUUCUACUCGUUCCCUUUAUAUGAAAGUUCAAGCAUCGUUGGCUUCACUUGCCGUUUGGGCGAUACUGUAAUUGAAGGAGUAGUUCAACCCAAAGAGAAAGCAAAGCAGACAUACCAAGAGGCAAAGUCCAAGGGCAAAACCGCUGCUAUCCUCCAUCAGUCCCUUGGUGCAGCCGAUGUAUUCAGCACGCGCCUAGGAAAUGUCCCUGCCGGGGGUACUGUUCUCGUCGAGAUCACCCUUAUUCAGGAGUUAUCCCAGGAUGCUAAAACUGAUGGGAUUCGAUACACGAUACCCGUCACUAUUGGACCUCGAUAUGGACGUGGAGAUGGUAGCGCGGGUGUGCCCGAGGGUGUUGUAGUUAAAACCGCAAUCAAGGUGGACGUCGUCAUGGAAAAAGGAUCUAAUAUCCGCAACAUUCGGUCACCAAGCCAUCCCAUUCAGGUGGACUUGGGCCGAACAUCCGAUAUGCCGCAGUCAAUCUUUGAGUCGUACUAUGCUUCAAUCCAGCUUGAGGAUAAUGUGGCCAUCGAUGAAGACUUUGUUCUCACUGUCAACGCGGACAAACAAGAUCUCCCAUUUGCCUUCUUAGAGGCACACCCUACGUUGCCAAAUCAAAGGGCACUGAUGGUCUCCCUGGUACCAAAGUUUAGUUUACCACCGGAUUCAUCUGAGAUCGUGUUUGUCAUUGAUCGCAGUGGAAGUAUGGAGGAUAAGAUUCCUACUCUCCGAUCCGCUCUUGAGUUAUUUCUUAAAUCGCUGCCGCUGGGUGUACCCUUUAAUCUUGUAUCAUUUGGCACCUCGCAUGAAACUCUCUGGCCCCGAAGCAAGGUAAGUAGCACGGAGAGCUUAAAAGAGGCACUUACGUAUACAAAGAAGAUCCGGGCCGACCUAGGUGGGACAGAGAUGAUGUCCGGCCUUCAGGCAGCUGUGGAAAAUCGCUACCAAGACAAGGUCCUUGAGGUGUUAGUCCUCACUGAUGGAGAGGUUUGGAAUCAGCAUCGAGUCUUUGACCUUGUCAACCGGGCGAACCAGGAGAACUCUGCCCGGUUCUUCACUCUCGGCCUUGGGAACUCUGUGUCCCAUUCGCUCAUCAAUGGAAUCGCUAGAGCGGGCAAAGGGUUUUCCCAGACGGUUCUGAAUAAUGAGGAUUUGAAUAAGACUGUGAUCCGCAUGUUGAAGGGCGCUUUGAUGCCGCGACUACAUAACAGCAAGCUGGAUGUGAACAUUCCCGAGUUCAAAGAAGACUACGUGGAAGUUGAACCUGCGCGCAGUGAUAGAUCAGACACAGAGCCUCUAGUUCAGCCAAUUUCUCUAUUUGAGCAAGACCACAAAGAAGAGGAAAUCGUUGGUGAUGUUCGUGGGCCUCUGCCAAAACUUGCUGUUCCUAGUAUUCUACAAGCACCAGCGGAUCUUCCAGCUCUGUUCCCCUUCAUUCGCUCAAAUAUCUACCUACUAUUCUCACAGCCCACUGACUCGGUCCCGGAAACCAUCACCCUUCGCGCCAACAGCAAACAUGGUCCCUUGAGUCUGGACAUCCCCGUACAAGAUAUUGGCAAGGGGCAAACUCUUCAUCAGCUUGCAGCUAAGAAGACAAUCACUGAACUUGAGGAGUCUCGCGGCUGGAUCUACUCCGCCAGGGAUACUGAGGGCGAGCUAGUUAGGUCCAAAUGGGAGAGUCGGAUUGAUGAACUAGUUCAGAAAGAGUGCGAGCGUCUGGGGGUGAUGUUCCAAAUCGCAGGCAAACACUGUUCAUUUGUUGCCGUAAACGACAACACCCCGGUAGAGUAUGAAAAGGAUCCAGGGAGAAAAUUCGCUGUUAUGCGGACAAUUACCGAACGUCAGGCCGCCUGCAGAAUGCAGAUCGAUUCCGCAUUCAACCUAGAUUUCAGCGCACAAGAAAAUCCCGAGAUCCUGGAGAACUUCGACUUUAACACAUUCCUCAACAGUGACGCCGACGCCUCAGGCUUCGGGUUUGUUCCCAAUGCGACUCCGUCCCCCAAGAGAAAAAAGGCCAAAAGAUCUUGGAUAUUGGAUUCGUGUGCAGAAUCAUAUUCCCCGAUGGCUUCGUUUGGUAGCGCUACGAGCCCGAAUUACAUCCCUACCAGUCCUACCUUGGUUCCCACAGCCACUUUCAGUCCCACGGGCACUUGCAGUGGGUACGUUCCAACUGCUACAACUCCAAGCUUUUCUCCUACAAGCCCAGGCUACAGCCCGGUUGCCUUCGGUGUUGCAGUGAGCUCUACACGCCCACUUACGAACCCUAGCUUCUCACCUGACUCACCCUCCAAUAACGAGGAAGACGACGAUGAAGGCACGGGCUCAACACCAGCCCUUCCAUUAAAUAAACUCAUCCAUCUUCAGACCUUUGAAGGAUUUUGGGAGAUAAGCGAUGCGCUGUUCCGGAUUGUGGGCCUCGAUCCAAGCACUACCCGUACCAAGAUACAAAGCGACUAUGAGUCCCUUGCAGAAAACAACACAAAUCAGACGCCUGUUGAUGAGAAAUGGUCUCGUUUAAUUGCCACGUGCCUGGUGUGCCAGUUCUUGGAGAUGAAGGAAACCGCGUCUAAAGAUGUGUGGGAAUUGGUGAAGACCAAGGCAGAUGGUUGGGUGCAGGCUGAGACUGAUGCAUUGGAAACUGCAGAUCGAGAAGUCAUUGUGAAGCUCCUCGAUGGACUAGGCUCUUUCUUCUGA
This is a messenger RNA of Penicillium soppii, 2859 nucleotides long. Its product is annotated as VIT and vWA domain-containing protein. NCBI's taxonomy places the organism in Eukaryota, Fungi, Ascomycota, Eurotiomycetes, Eurotiales, Aspergillaceae. The record is from RefSeq and is a predicted model, not a curated record. The transcript has 2 exons. The coding region runs from base 1 to 2859 and encodes 952 amino acids.